AUGUCUACCAAACCUUUAGCUCGUGAACGAAGACCAUCUAUCGGUGUUCCCGUAGCGGAACUGCAAGGUCCCGUGGGCCCUGGUUUCAGCCGUCCCAAGCACAAGAGGACAUUUACUGGCUUUGGCCCGGCCGAAAUCAAGGCUGUCGAGGCCAGCAUUCCAGAACCUCUGAGAGCGGCAUGGAAGGAACAUUCGGCCAAAAGCUUUGAAACGAAGGACGAGUUCGAGCGAGAAUUCGUUCGCCAUGUUGAAACGACUCUUGCUCGUUCGCUCUUCAAUUGUGAUGAUUUGGCGGCAUACUCCGGCACGGCGCUGGCAUUUCGGGAUAGGUUGAUUAUCGAAUGGAACAAAACACAACAACGUCAGACCUUUGCAGAUCAAAAGCGCGUCUACUAUCUGUCGCUUGAGUUUUUGAUGGGUCGUGCUCUCGACAAUGCUAUGUUGAAUGUCGGCCAAAAGGAUGCCGCAAAAGACGGUCUAUCUGACCUCGGCUUCAGAAUUGAAGACGUCAUUGACCAGGAACAUGAUGCAGCACUGGGAAACGGUGGUCUUGGUCGUUUGGCCGCCUGUUUUCUUGACAGUCUCGCUACACUCAACUAUCCAGCAUGGGGCUAUGGGUUGCGCUACCGGUACGGUAUCUUCAAGCAAGAGAUAAUUGACGGCUACCAGGUAGAGAUUCCCGACUAUUGGCUAGAUUUCAAUCCAUGGGAAUUUCCACGCCAUGAUAUCACAGUUGAUAUCCAGUUUCACGGCCAGUCUGUUCAACAGGAAGAUGAGAACGGCAGGUUGACGUACAAUUGGCAUGGUGGCGAGAUCGUUCAAGCUGUUGCAUACGACGUUCCAAUCCCCGGAUAUGGUACCAAAACUACGAAUAAUUUGCGCUUGUGGUCGAGCAAAGCAAGCAGUGGCGAGUUUGAUUUUCAAAAGUUCAAUGCUGGUGAAUAUGAAAGUGCUGUCUCUGACCAGCAACGGGCGGAGACGAUCUCUGCUGUGCUCUAUCCCAAUGACAAUCUCGACCGCGGAAAAGAACUUCGCUUGAAGCAACAAUACUUUUGGUGCGCAGCUUCUCUAUAUGAUAUUGUGCGCAGAUUCAAAAAGACAAAGCGUGCCUGGCUCGAGUUUCCAGACCAGGUUGCAAUUCAACUGAAUGAUACUCACCCCACCCUCGCCAUUGUCGAGUUGCAAAGGAUCUUGGUUGAUAUAGAAGGUCUUGAAUGGGAUGAAGCAUGGCGCAUUGUCGUCGAUACUUUCGGAUAUACCAAUCAUACUGUCCUGCCAGAAGCCUUGGAAAAAUGGUCUGUUCCUCUCAUGCAGCAUUUGCUGCCGCGGCACCUUCAAAUAAUAUACGACAUCAACUUGUUCUUCUUGCAGUUUGUGGAAAAGAAUUUCCCCGGUGAUCGGGAUCUGUUAACUCGGGUCUCUAUUAUCGAAGAGUCUCAGCCCAAGGCGGUCCGCAUGGCGUACCUGGCUAUUAUUGGGUCUCACAAGGUCAAUGGAGUGGCGGAACUGCACUCAGAUUUGAUCAAGACUACGAUAUUUAAAGAUUUUGUCGAGAUAUAUGGCCCGGACAAGUUCACUAACAUGACUAAUGGCAUCACGCCCAGACGGUGGCUGCAUCAGGCAAACCCUCGACUAUCCAACUUAAUUGCGUCAAAGUUGGGUGGAUAUGAGUUUCUGAAGGACCUGACACUUUUGGACGGCAUUGAACGCUACGUUGAUGAUAAAGACUUUCGCAGAGAGUGGGUGGAGAUCAAAACAGCGAACAAGGUGCGGCUCGCUAAACACAUCAAAAACACGACUGGGUAUACUAUCAAUCCAACAGCGCUCUUUGACGUUCAAGUAAAGCGGAUCCACGAGUACAAGAGACAGCAGCUUAAUAUCUUCGGAGUAAUCCACCGAUACCUGAAGAUCAAAUCCCUGACACCGGAAGCACGCAAGAGCGUGGUACCUCGAGUGUCAAUUUUUGGAGGCAAAGCUGCUCCUGGAUACUGGAUGGCAAAAACUAUUAUCCAUCUGAUUAACAAGGUGGGCCAGGUUGUGAAUAACGACAAAGACGUUGGCGAUUUGCUCAAGGUAAUCUUCGUUGAAGACUACAACGUAAGCAAAGCCGAAAUUAUAAUCCCGGCGUCAGAUAUAAGUGAGCACAUUUCAACAGCUGGUACAGAAGCGAGUGGCACAAGCAACAUGAAAUUCGUGCUCAAUGGAGGACUGAUCAUUGGAACAUGUGAUGGCGCCAAUAUCGAGAUCACCCGCGAAAUCGGCGAAUCCAACAUCUUUCUCUUUGGCAACCUAGCCGAAAACGUGGAAGAAAUCCGUGCGAGCCAUCGCUACAAGGGCUUCACCCUAGACGAAGACCUAGCCAAAGUCUUCGAAGCAAUUCGCAACGGCACGUUCGGCGAACCGAAAUCGUUCGAGGCACUAAUCGCUUCUAUUGCUGACCAUGGAGAUUACUAUCUAGUAUCUGAUGACUUCAAUUCGUAUCUCAUGACACAGGAGUUGGUUGAUGAGGACUUUGGGAAGCAGGACGAAUGGAUCGCCAAAUCGAUAAGUAGUGUGGCGCGCAUGGGGUUUUUCUCGUCGGACCGGGUGAUUGAAGAAUAUGCAGAGAGUAUUUGGAACGUGGAGCCUCUGGCACUCGAGUAA
Messenger RNA from Talaromyces atroroseus, 2643 nucleotides. RefSeq names its product Glycogen phosphorylase. NCBI's taxonomy places the organism in Eukaryota, Fungi, Ascomycota, Eurotiomycetes, Eurotiales, Trichocomaceae. The record is from RefSeq and is a predicted model, not a curated record. The transcript has 8 exons. Gene Ontology annotation, cellular component: cytoplasm. Gene Ontology annotation, biological process: glycogen catabolic process. The coding region runs from base 1 to 2643 and encodes 880 amino acids. Gene Ontology annotation, molecular function: pyridoxal phosphate binding; glycogen phosphorylase activity.